UUAAGAAUGAAGUGGCAAUUCUUUCGGUCUUUCGUUGCACUGACAUAGAACACAUACCGGGAACGACUCACGCAAAGAGUGCCUGAAAAUGGUGCAGCGGCUUACGUAUCGCACGCGCCACAGCUAUGCCACCAAAUCCAACCAGCACCGGAUCGUCAAGACCCCUGGUGGGAAGUUGGUGUAUCAGAGCACCAAGAAGAGGGCAAGUGGGCCCAAGUGCCCAGUCACUGGAAAGAGGAUCCAAGGGAUUCCCCAUUUGAGACCUGCUGAAUACAAGAGAUCUCGAUUGUCAAGGAACCGAAGGACUGUGAAUCGGGCUUAUGGUGGUGUCCUUUCUGGAGGUGCUGUUAGGGAGAGGAUAAUUCGAGCAUUCUUGGUUGAAGAGCAGAAGAUUGUGAAAAAGGUGUUGAAGAUCCAGAAGACAAAGGAAAAGCAAGCCUCAAAAAGCUGAAAUGAGUGGAGCAUUAAGGGAAAAGUAAUUCGAGUUAUGAAAUAUGGUUUAGAGUUGAGAGAAAUUUUGAAUUAGGUUGGUGUUGAUGAGUUGAAUGGUAUUGGAAUGCUUUUACUCA
Messenger RNA from Juglans microcarpa x Juglans regia, 569 nucleotides. Its product is annotated as 60S ribosomal protein L34-like. Gene Ontology annotation, molecular function: structural constituent of ribosome. Gene Ontology annotation, biological process: translation; ribosome biogenesis. NCBI's taxonomy places the organism in Eukaryota, Viridiplantae, Streptophyta, Magnoliopsida, Fagales, Juglandaceae. The transcript has 4 exons. Gene Ontology annotation, cellular component: cytosolic large ribosomal subunit; ribosome. The record is from RefSeq and is a predicted model, not a curated record. The coding region runs from base 89 to 451 and encodes 120 amino acids.